AUGAUACUCAUGGUGAUAAUUUUCCUGCUGCUUCUGUUCUGGGAACAUGAGUUGAAUGGGGAUGCAGCGGCAGUAACCUUAGAGCACUUGCACGUGGACUACCCUCAGAGUGACGUUCCUAUAAGGUACUGCAACCACAUGAUCAUACAACGAGUCAUCAAGGAACCCAACAACUCCUGCAAAAAGGAGCAUAUCUUCAUCCAUGAGAGGCCUCGAUAUAUCAAUAGUGUUUGCAAUUCUCUCAAGAGGGUGGCUUGUCAAAACCAUUCCGCCCUUCUAUGCUUCCAGAGUGAGACCAAGUUCAAAAUGACAGUCUGUAAGCUCACCGAAGGGACCAGAUAUCCUGCCUGCGGGUACCACAUUUCCCCCACAGAGGGGUUUAUUGUUGUCACUUGUGAUGACAUCGGGCCAGUUAAUAUCCAGAGGUAUGUUGAAUAA
This is a messenger RNA of Phacochoerus africanus (Common warthog), 438 nucleotides long. RefSeq names its product probable inactive ribonuclease-like protein 12. NCBI's taxonomy places the organism in Eukaryota, Metazoa, Chordata, Mammalia, Artiodactyla, Suidae. The transcript has a single exon. The record is from RefSeq and is a predicted model, not a curated record. Gene Ontology annotation, molecular function: nucleic acid binding. The coding region runs from base 1 to 438 and encodes 145 amino acids.